AUGUCCUCAUUCAAAGACAUUCACCACCAGAGAAUCAGUCACAUGACUGCCUCAAAAUCGACGACAAUGACCGAGUCGGAUGAGGUUCUUCCAAAAACGCCUAAUGACAAAGAAGCGUUCGCUCGCCUUCUCUGGAUCAACCAAUGCUACGAAGCAAUGCCUUCUAGCUCCAAGAUGGUCGUCUUCGAUCAAGGGCUCUUGAUGCACAAGGCCUUCAAUGGACUCCUUGCUCAAAGCACACGUCACGUGCUCCUCUCGGAUCCAGAAUCGGGAGGAAAACUCGAUGGAAUUCUCAGUGUCACUGAUUUCAUUAAAGUGAUGCUCAAGAUUUAUAGAGAAAGAGCCAAAGUUGGUGAGAAAGAGCCAACAGAGCUUGACAUGACUCAAAUUGCUAACGAGGAGAUUGGAAAUAUGAAUAUUCGCCAGUAUCGCGAACUUAUCAAGAAAGAUGGAAAUCUCCGACCGCUCGUCUCCGUCGACGCCAGUAGCAGUCUUCUUGAUGCCGCCUGCAUUUUGGCUGAAAACCGUGUUCAUCGUAUUCCAGUUAUCGACACUCAUGAUGGUUCCGCUCUUUUCAUUCUGACUCACAAACGGAUUCUCAAGUUUUUGUGGCUCUAUGGAAAACACUUGGCACCACUCGAGUAUCUUCACAAAUCGCCAAAGGAGCUUGGAAUAGGAACAUGGAGUGGAAUCCGUGUUGUCUUCCCAGACACUCAACUUGUCGAUUGCUUGGAUAUUCUGCUCAACAAAGGCGUUUCCGGACUCCCCGUGGUGGAGAGAGAGACUUUCAAGGUUGUCGACAUGUACUCCCGAUUUGACGCUGUUGGAAUCGCCCUUGAAAACCGUCUUGAUAUCACCGUCAAAGAGGCUUUGGCGUUCAAAUCUCAAGGAGGACCGAUGAAAAACGACGAGCGAGUUGUCUCCGUCCGCGACACUGAAAGUUUCUGGAAAGCAGUCAACGUUCUCGUCGACCACAAUGUCCAUCGUCUGUGUGCCGUCAACGAACAGGGAGGGAUUGAAGGAGUGAUCUCAUUGUCCGACGUCAUCAACUUUAUGGUGGUUCAGCCAGGAAGUCACUUGAGAAGCGUCACUCCUCCGAAGAAACACUGGGCUCGUCAUCAUACAGGAGAUAUGAAUGAUAAGGAGCUCCGAGAGAUCCUUCUCACCAAUGCGGCUAACUUUGAGCAGGAAUCCAACUCGAGCAGCGCGUCGGGCUCGGCGCUUCCUAGCAACCAGAACAGCUACUCCAAGCACCCACCACACCAUUAA
This is a messenger RNA of Caenorhabditis remanei, 1269 nucleotides long. RefSeq lists its product as uncharacterized. Lineage: Eukaryota; Metazoa; Nematoda; Chromadorea; Rhabditida; Rhabditidae. The record is from RefSeq and is a predicted model, not a curated record. The transcript has 8 exons. The coding region runs from base 1 to 1269 and encodes 422 amino acids.